Molecule: messenger RNA, 1674 nt
Organism: Fukomys damarensis (Damara mole-rat)
Lineage: Eukaryota; Metazoa; Chordata; Mammalia; Rodentia; Bathyergidae
Gene: Mdp1
Product: magnesium dependent phosphatase 1
Exons: 6
Coding region: 574-924 (116 amino acids)
Molecular function (GO): acid phosphatase activity
Source: RefSeq, a predicted model, not a curated record
AGCAAGAUAACACGACACACAAAUAUAGGAGGGUGGCCUUAAAAUUGGCUUUCCUACUUCACACCUCUAAUCCUAGUUGUCAGAGGCAAGAGAAUUCCAAGUUAAAGCUCAGCCUGGCCAACUGAUAAUUUAACAAGACUUUCUUAAAAAAAAAAAAAGAUGGCACUGUAGAUCAAUACAAAGGUCUGGAUCUCAAAAACUAUACAGGAAUAAAAUAAACUCUCUGGGCCAGGGAUUUAGCUCAGUGUUUCCACCGCCUGGCUCGAAAACACAAGGACCAGAGUUUGAUCCCUGGUACCAAAAAAAGAAAGAAAGAAAAACUCUCCAGUAUCUGACUUCUAAUGAAACCCAAAGUGGGGUGCAAUAGAGAACAAUGCCUGGGGCCAGCCCUUUGGGACCCUGGCCCUUGGUUCUAGGUCCUGUCGCCUUGGAACCUUGCUGCAGGCCUUCCCAUUAACCUGCAGGAGGCGCACGAGGUAUCCCACGGCAGGCGCCCCGGAAUCACACGGGACAUUCUAGAAGCCCUUUCUUUCUCAGUAACCAAAAUUUCUGCGUGCGCCUGGUAAAUCUGUCAUGGCGAGGCUCCCAAAGCUGGCAGUCUUCAACCUGGAUUACACGCUCUGGCCUUUCUGGGCGGACACGCACGUAGACCCUCCCUUCCACCAGAGCAGCGAUGGAUCUAUACGGGAUAGGCGGGGCCAGAGCAUCCGACUGUACCCCGAGGUGCCUGCGGUUCUGGAAAGAUUGCAGAGCCUUGGGGUGCCCGUCGCGGCCGCUUCACGGACAGGUGAGGUGGAGGGGGCCAACCAGCUACUGGAGCUCUUUGGGCUUGUCAGGUACUUUCUUCAUCGGGAAAUCUAUCCAGGCAGCAAGGUUACACACUUUGAGAGGUUGCAGCACAAGACUGGAGUUCCCUUCUCGUAGAUGAUCUUUGAUGAUGAGAAGCGGAAUAUUGUAGACGUCAGCAAACUGGGUGUUAUCUGCAUUCACAUCCAGAACGGGAUGAGUCUUCACACCCUAACUCAAGGAUUAGAAACGUUUGCAAAGGCCCAAGCUGGGCCCUAAGGUCUAGGCCUAUGGAUGUGCCUCAUCCAACGCGUAAAACUGAAAGGAAAUCAAGAAGGCAUUCUCAGGUGCAGUUGUACUUUAUUAAACUUUAUCUACGUGAGAUAGAAAAAGACCUUCUCCAAGGUGUGGAUUGUUUCUAUUUUCUAUUGUGAAUGGAGUGGUUGUCCUGACAUGCCCAGACGAGAGCGUGGGAUUUAGACCCACAAGUUCUGCCUUCUACACCCCUUAACCCAGGCUGAGAUCCGGAGGUCCUGCAGAACUCUCUCACAACACGCGCAGAGGUGCCCUCCCAAAGCACAUUUCUUUUUAGGGAGCCCAGACGCCUUGGGGGUGGGGACGAUCUUUUCAGGCAGUAGAAAGGAAGCGGGCCCUUUAAGAACGCGACUUCUGGUCUGGUUGUGGCUCUGGCACGUGACUGCGUGGAGUCUCUGCGGCUGCAGAUGUCGCUUUAAAAGGUGGCGCCCAGAGAAGGGAUUGGCCCAGACCCUGUGUGGCUGUGAGAGCCACGGUCCCGGAGCAAGGCGGAAGUGUGGGGCUCGCCAGCCGAGGGCCCAGGCGGAGAACGGAGGUCGCGAUGAGUGGGCUCCACCGACUCUUCGGGAGGGG